This is a messenger RNA of Kalmanozyma brasiliensis GHG001, 1029 nucleotides long. Its product is annotated as CAAX amino terminal protease. Gene Ontology annotation, biological process: CAAX-box protein processing. Gene Ontology annotation, cellular component: endoplasmic reticulum membrane. The coding region runs from base 1 to 1029 and encodes 342 amino acids. Lineage: Eukaryota; Fungi; Basidiomycota; Ustilaginomycetes; Ustilaginales. The record is from RefSeq and is a predicted model, not a curated record. The transcript has 3 exons. Gene Ontology annotation, molecular function: metalloendopeptidase activity.
AUGUCGCUCAUAGCCAACCUCCCCAACUCGCCGCUAUCCCCGCCCAUCCUGUCCGUCGGCUUUGCAGUGGGCGCCUCCACCCUGUUCACGCUCACCUACGUCGGCUCUCUCUACCUCUCGCCCGCUGGCCGGCUAGCAGGCAAGCAAGAUGCGGACGGCAACAUCAUGGAUCGCGACCAUCCGGUCGUCAUCAGGUCACGAAUAAAGACAGCGAGCUUGGCCACUGCGGCGACGGUGCUGGCAACAGGUGUUGGGAUAUGGUUGAAAGGCGUCGUGCCAAGGGCUGGCUGGCUCCUCGACACGCUUAACAUCAGCCGUCUUCUCGGCCUGCCUCUCCCAACACCCUCACUGCUCACCUCCAACCUCCUCCCCUUCAACCCCUCGCUCUCAUCCUACCUCACGGCGAUAGCCACGCACAUCGCAUCCCCACUCCUCCUCACCUCCCUCCUCUUCCUCGGUCCGCUCUACACCACCUACCUCUCCUCCUCGCUGCCCUUCCAACGCCACUUCUCGAUCCAAUCAGACAUCGUCGACAAGCUGACCACCCUCCCCGGGGUGCGCAACUACCUCGUCGGCCCGCUCACCGAAGAACUCGUCUUUCGAUCUUCCAUCCUCGUCCCGCUCUUCUUCGCCGGUCUCUCUCGCCUCCGCCUCAUCUUCCUCACCCCAGCCUUUUUCGGCAUCGCACACGCCCAUCACGCAUGGAACGUCUUCCUUCAAGGCGGACGCACCCGUCAGGCUGCACUACGAGGAGCUCUGAUCGCAUCCGUCCAACUGACAUACACAGGCAUCUUCGGUUGGUACGCCAACUUCCUCUUUCUUCGCAGUGGAAGUGUGCUCGCCCCAAUGGCUGCACAUGUGUUUUGCAACGUCAUGGGCCUGCCCAACCCCAUGGCGGACGCCAGGCGAUUCAGCAAGAAUGCUGCUUUGAUAUGGAUCACCUACGCAGCAGGCAUUGCGUUGUUCGCCCACUUCCUCUUUCCCCUCACCUCACCCGACGUGUUCGGCGGCUCCCUCUACUGGCAAUAA